Messenger RNA from Candoia aspera, 3118 nucleotides. RefSeq names its product SLAIN motif-containing protein-like. The transcript is spliced from 9 exons. Lineage: Eukaryota; Metazoa; Chordata; Lepidosauria; Squamata; Candoiidae. Gene Ontology annotation, biological process: microtubule nucleation; positive regulation of microtubule polymerization; cytoplasmic microtubule organization. Bases 117 to 2078 code for a protein of 653 amino acids. Gene Ontology annotation, cellular component: microtubule plus-end. The record is from RefSeq and is a predicted model, not a curated record.
CUCAGCUCCAUGCGACUCUUGAUGCCUUGGGCUGUGAGGUCAUCUGUUGAGGCAAGGGUGGUUCUGUUGCUGUGGUCGUGUUUGACGGAUGUGCUGCAAAAUUCAUCAGGGGUUCCAUGAAGAUGGUUGUUCCUGGGAGCACCACCGUAAUUCAGCCAGACCACAGUCUUGGAACUGAACUGAGCCGAAGCUCAGCAGAGAACUCGGUGAUGGGUCCUGAUACAGAACCAGUGGGUGAUCAGGUGGGCUCUGAGCUGGAAGAAGUGAGGAAAUUGCAAGAACUUGUGAGGAGACUUGAGCUUCAGAAUCAGCAGUUGAGAACUAGAAGCCUCCGAAGUGUGCCAGAGGCAAAAAUGCUGAGCCAGGCUGAUGCUGGAGUGGAUAAUUGCAAUUCCAGGCUCAAUGGCAUGGAAAUGAAUAAUAGCAUCAACGUCCUGAUGGAUAAGCAGGAAUUGCAAAUCGUGGCAGACCUGCAUUCUGCACUGAGUAAAAUAAGGUCAGAAGCAGAGGAAAGUGGUGAGUUCUUGAAGAAGGAUGUGGAGACCACAAUACAACACAGCUGUGGCAAUAGUUCCGACAAAGAGCCUUCCAGUGCAAAGUUUGUGAGUUGUACUCAGACACAGAAUAGCGGUGCUAACACAAAUGAUUUCUCUCAUUGGGAUUGCAGCCACAGAGUGCUGCUAGAAGGUUUCACGACAGGUGUUGAGCCGGCAUUGAGAAUGAAGGAAGCAAAUACAAAUGCAGAAGAUCUCUUGAAUGAGACAACUCUGGAUGAAGUAGAAUUACUAGAGUUAGAGAAUGGCAGCGAUGAAGAGGACAGCUGGCUGUAUGUUUCUCCAAGAAAACCACCAACAGAUGGAAAGGAAUCUCCCCUGAAAUGGUGUAGGCAAGUAUUGGAUCACCCCAGUCCUGAGACAGAGGCAGCUUGCCGUACCCUCAUCAGCAGACUUGACCAAGCCAGUAGGUGGAAAUCCCUGUAUUGCAGUCCAUUGGCGUCUCCAAGUGUGCAUAACUUGAAUACAGACACAGGGUCCUGUAGCAAUGCACUAAACUCUCCUGGGCACUACAAAUCAACUAACAAACCACUACUAACUUGUGGUAGCUCAGGUUACUUGAGCAUGCAUUCAGCUUUGAGCUCGCAGUCUUCUGUCGAUAGUGAACUUAGUACCUCAGACGACUCCAUUUCAAUGGGCUACAAACUGCAAGACUUGACUGACGUACAGGUUAUGGCCCGCCUACAGGAAGAAAGUCUUCGUCAGGAUUGCGCCUCCAGCUCAGCCUCUGUUUCCCGCCGCAGUUCCAGCGCCUCCUUGCAUUCCUUGCGCAGAGGCACCUACAGUGACCAGGAUUUUGACACGUACAGUUUGGAAGAUGAGGAUGACGACUGCUCCUUCUCCUACCACAGCAGUCACAGAUACUCUCCAUCCCCGCUCAGUUCCCCUCGAUGCCAGUCUCCGUCCACCAACACAGAUUAUGGGAGGGCAACAAAUACCCGGAUCCGCCCCCCCCGGAGGACAGUGCAGAGUCCUAUGCAAGAUAGACUAAAGUAUUCUGGGAAUGAAGAGGAACUGCGCCAUAGUAUGCCUAAUCUGGCUAGGACAGGCCUGCGAUCUUUGGAGUCUGUAAGAAAUAGUCGUAGCUUGGAGUCAGAUUUACAGAUUCCCAGUAGUCGACUCUCUAGAAUCCAUCAGGAAUCAGUUAACCUGGCUCCAAGCAAACUCCGUUAUUCCUCGGGUGCUGGGCAGUCCCCCUUGACCGUUCGUCAGCCCAUGAAAGCAGGCGCCUGUGCUAACUCUCUCCUAGCACCACGGCAGCCAGUCAGGGCUGCUGGGUAUGCGAGUCCCACUGGCAGAGUCCGAAAGCUGCAGUCUUCCACGCUGAAUCCAGGGGCUUCAAGCAGUGGCAGUUCAGUGUACAGAAGCAAUAGUAUGGCCACCGGAGCAAAAAGCGCUCUUCCUAAAAAUAAAGCAUCGGCCACAGGAGCAUCCACUCUGAAGAGCAAGCUGACCCAGCCAGCCAAGAGAUUUCCAAAGGCUAAUGUGUCUGUUGAUGACUCCUGGAAAGACGGGUGCUACUGAACCAAACCAAAAAGGCUGAUCAUGAACAAUGAAAUGUUUGUUGGGUAUGUUACUGGACAGCAGCCCAGCUGGCUGGGCAAGAGGACACUCUUAAGCCUCCGUUUCUCUCCGUUGCCACCAUGCUUGACAAACCAGAGUAACAUUUUUCUGAAUUUGGACCUUUUGCCCUUGCUUUGUCUUGACAAUGGACGUCGACUGCUUUUUUUGUUCCUGCUCUUACAGUCUUACUGCUGAGCCUUGAUUGUUCUUGUACCUGAAGGUACAGAUGGCUGCCUGAGACACAUGUUUGAAGAUGUGUUCAUGGUACACACAAUGAGGGGAGAAGAGUGUGGGAUGGAGCUCCUGUGGCAGUGAGACAUUUUUGAGUCCGUGAGGUUUUUUUUCCCUUUGCAAAAGGCAGCAAGAGAAGGUAAACGUAAUUAGAAAUGACUGUUUCUUAGGUCACUUGGAGUAACUUUUCUAGGAAAUUCAGAGGAUUUUUUUACUUGUCCCAAAUAGGUAUCUUCACUACUUUUAUUAUAAAAGUUGAAGCAGGUUUUUUUUAUAAUAGCUAGUGCAUCAUCUGUCACAGGAGAAUGUCUUAAGCUGAUAUCCCCUCAUCUCCAAGACCGUUAUGUGCUGUUGCCUGCAGGCUGAUGUGUACCCCUUCGAUGAAGUCUUAUUUGCCCAUUUGCUCUCUUCCUUAUCUUUUAGCUAGGCAAGACUUAGCAUGGGUAGUAGCAGCACCUUUGCCAGCUAAAAAUGCACUUGAAGUGUUUCUUUCCCUAAUCAUCUUCACUUAAUCCUUAAUACUAAGAUUUCCCUUUCUGCUUUUGUACAAGUCUUUUCUACUGUCCACUUUUUUGGUUGGUUUUUGGAUGAAGGAACUUUUUUAAAAUCAAAUCAGUGGCUACUGAAGCUUGCCAAAUGCAAGAAUACAAUCAUACCUGGAAAUGCAAACUGGCUUGCCAGCCAGCCCUACUUUUUGCCACCAAGGUGACUUGAUAUUGUAGUUAAAUAAAUGUGAAGGGGCUAGUGCUACCUUGUCUUUAGUAGCAAAA